Nilaparvata lugens (brown planthopper) is the source of this 1836-nucleotide messenger RNA. RefSeq names its product mucin-5AC-like. The transcript has 4 exons. NCBI's taxonomy places the organism in Eukaryota, Metazoa, Arthropoda, Insecta, Hemiptera, Delphacidae. Bases 784 to 1836 code for a protein of 350 amino acids. The record is from RefSeq and is a predicted model, not a curated record.
CUGAAAACAAGCAUUUUUCCUGUUCUUUGUUCACAAAAAUCUCAAGAAUGGAAGCAUAUAUUGACUUGAAAAUUUGCAUGGUUCAUCAUUAUAGUUUUUCCAAAGAUGUACAAUUUUUAUUAAUUAGUUUUUUCUUUUAGUUUUUCUUAUUUUGGGAAUUUAGUGUGAUGAUGUCAUCUUUGAAGAGAAGCAUCAACCAGCGUAAUUAAAAAUUCCAACAUAUUGAGAUUAACAACAUGAAUUCAAAUCAGUUGGGGUUUUAUUUAAAUUCCUUAUAGUUUUUGUGCAAAUUGUGAAGAGAAAUUGUGUGAUGUCACAGAAUUUGAGCUCAAUAACGGCGGUUUCAUUUGAAAAUUAGUUGAACUGGUCUCUCCCCAGAAUGCGCUACCGUUUCAUUACCCCCACCGCGGUAACUGAGUAGCCACCACCUGUGGUGAUGAACACGCCUUCCACCUACUACGUCAUCCGUAAUGAAUCGCCUUUUAGAUAGAAUGGGAUUUGUUUUAUUUGUUAUAAAUAAGAUAACCUACAGCAAAGGCCUGUAACUUAUCCAUGUUCCAAUAUUCGAGUGCUCUUGGCAUGAUUGUUUCUGCUUCUGCUAUCAUAGACAAUAUAGUAUAAGACUCUGUGAUUUCUUUAUUACAUGGUAUUGUCAUUUAUGCUAUGUAAAACAAGCACAGCCUUCGUGUAAGUUUUAUUGUUUCCAAGAUUAGGUGAUAAUUUAUUUUCUUCAUCUUCGGUUUUUGUUAUGAAUGUUGCUUAUUCUACUGUGAUUUGUAAAAAAUGGAAGAAACAUCACGAAGCAAACGUCGCUAUUCAACCAAAGGAAGAAAAUUGCUUCUCAGUGCAAAACCGCUCAAACGAAGAGGAACAGCAUUGAAACAAUAUUGGGCUUUAAAAAGGACCAAAUUACAGAAUGUCCAAGCACAGACUGAAGCCAAUGAUGAUUCCAACAAUCCCUCAACAAUAAUGCCCACGGAAUUUGUCGAGGAAGAGCAUACAGAAAGCAAUGUCAUUUUCAGCACCACUUCACACAUCAUUGCAGAAGAAAGGAAUACACCACAGUCAUCUCAAAAAACUAUUGCCAAAUUAUCUCCUGUUUACAAAACGUUGGAUCCGGUUAUUGCUUCUACUUCUAAAAGUAUUCCAUUGCAUCAAACAACUUGCAUAUCUCCUAAGACUUCAGAACCAGUUGCUUCUACUUCUGAAGGCAUAUCAUCACAUCCACCAACUAGCCCAACUCCUAAAACUUCAGUGCCAGUAGCUUCUACUUCUGAAGGCAUAUCAUCACAUCCACCAACUAGCACAACUCCUAAAACUUCAGUGCCAGUAGCUUCUACUCGUAAAGGGAUCACACUGCCUCAAGCAACUAGCACAUCUCCUAUUCCUGUGACAUCAUCUUCAUUGAUGUUAGAAGGUAGACGAAUAGUGGACGUACAUUCAUUCAUUGCUCAAAUUCAGAAAAUUGAUGACCACACACCAUUUCAUUGCAGUUUCAAGGAUAUGACUGUAAUAAAAGAAUGUAGAAAAGGUUUGAACUCUUGUAUCACACUCAAGUGUAAGAUGUGUAAUAUAGAAAAAUCUCUUUGGACAAAUGCCUCGAAUGAGAAAACCAUGGAUGUGAAUACAUCAGCAGUUUCUGGUACAAUCAGCACAGGAGGAGGUCAUUCCCAGCUGGAAGAGGUUUUGUCAUGCUUAGACAUUCCUUGCAUGUCUUACAAUACAUUUCGCAAGUAUCAUGACCGAGUAGCUGAUGCCUGGAAGGAAACUACUACUCCUGGAAGGAAUCAUUACUUCAAUAAUAUUUCACUAUUACCAAACAAACUCUACUUGUGA